Messenger RNA from Aaosphaeria arxii CBS 175.79, 1688 nucleotides. RefSeq lists its product as uncharacterized. Lineage: Eukaryota; Fungi; Ascomycota; Dothideomycetes; Pleosporales. Gene Ontology annotation, cellular component: plasma membrane. Bases 372 to 1361 code for a protein of 329 amino acids. The transcript is spliced from 6 exons. The record is from RefSeq and is a predicted model, not a curated record.
CCGGAAUUCUCAUCCACGUGAUCCAGUGUCUCCGCGGCCACCACCUCACAAUUACCCGAUUAAGACAUCAGUGUAAUGAUCUUGGCUACGCAUGCUGGAGAGUAUAAAAGGAGGCGGUCCCGUGCAGAAUUGAGGCUCUUUGCCGCACUUACUUUGCCAUUCGUUCAAAGUCAAUCGCUAUAAAUAGUGUCGCCAUUAUCAUUCGUUCCAAUUCGCUCAUUGUUUUUCCUAAAAUCCAACGAUUCAUAUUGUUUAAAAACCAAAAAAAGAAGUCAUUUGCAAUAUCCACUGAGAAGUAUUUCCUAACUCUAGCUAAUCUUUUCCUCUCCCUCUUCCCCGUCCUUGUCUACUGAUCUAGGUCCAUGGGAAGGAUGGUGAAACUUCUUCCCUAUCUCCUCCCGGCCGUGGCCGCGCAUCUCUUCGAUUCCCAGCUGUCUAUACCGUUGGAACCGGACGAACCGCACGCCCUCGUGCCGCACCUUUUGCCAAGGCAGAUUCCCGAUCCCACUCCUCCUCCUGAGGAUUCCCUUCCGCAAGGGUGGGAGUACGCUGGUUGUUGGUCCACGCCUCUCGAUCCUGCCACACAACUGUUCCGUGACUACACUCCUCAAGGCUACUAUCUUGCUCCAUGGGACUACACUUCGUUCACUAACGCAGCACAUGCAGUAACCUGCAUUGACUUCUGUAACGUUAGGAGCUACUCUUUCGCGGGUACACUUCAAGGCGAUAGAUGCUGGUGUGCGCAUGCCUUACAGGGGCCCGGCGCGCUGUCGACAAAUAAUGCGCUCGUCAACUUCGGUUGUGAUGCUCGCUGUACGGAUCCCGCGUUUACCAACGAAGCUUGCGGCGGCGCUUCAUUCGUCUCGGUCUACACAAACCAUGCCCCGUUUGCCUAUCCUCAGCCUGCAGCCCAGAACAGUCUCCCCGAACGCUGGGAGUACCUUGGAUGCUAUGUCGCCCAAGACGACAACCCCCAAACAUUGACCCUUGGCGGCGCCGGUACCAACUACGAAGAGGACAUCACGGCCACGACGUGCAUUGAAUACUGCCAGACGGAGGCCGUCGGCGCGCCCUUCGAAUUCGCCGGCACCACCAAUCGAGGAUACUGCAGCUGUGGGAAUCAAAUCACAGGCGGGACGAGCAGACUCCUCCCGCCCGACCCGUCGGGCACAGAGCCGCAGUGCGUCGCGCCGUGUACCGGCGACGAUAGCCAGGUGUGCGGAGGGAACAAUCGCAUCACGAUCUAUGGGAUCGAACCGCCAGAGGUACGUCGUGAAUCUCUUUCCAAAGACUGCUAUUUGUGUGUUUCUGUUCUCUGCUCUCACGGUGAGUAUCGUUGUUUUCCUUUUGUGUCGAGGUAGGAGUGGAGGAAUUGGGAUGGUGAAGUUGAGUGGAGGCAUUCUUAAGCGUUCUAUGUUUGAACUCGAUGGGCGUAUGUAUGUUCGGGUAUAGUGGGAUAUUCAUAAAAGCCUCUGUAUUGCUUCCGAGCUUCGGGUUUUAUUUCUAUGGGAGUUUUGAUUAAGUAGAUGGCAGAUUGCGAAGGUGGCGAAAUGCAAGUUGGCCUGGUCACAACAAGAGAAUUGAUUCACACAUGUUCCUAAUGUAAUUAGAGGGAUGAGCAGCUUGUCCCGAGCUCUUACAACCAAGUCACUCCCUCGUGUUAUCUGCUCUGUCAAUGUAGCUACUAG